This is a messenger RNA of Heterobasidion irregulare TC 32-1, 2685 nucleotides long. RefSeq lists its product as uncharacterized. NCBI's taxonomy places the organism in Eukaryota, Fungi, Basidiomycota, Agaricomycetes, Russulales, Bondarzewiaceae. Gene Ontology annotation, molecular function: protein tyrosine/threonine phosphatase activity; MAP kinase tyrosine/serine/threonine phosphatase activity. Gene Ontology annotation, cellular component: cytoplasm. The transcript has a single exon. The record is from RefSeq and is a predicted model, not a curated record. Bases 1 to 2685 code for a protein of 894 amino acids. Gene Ontology annotation, biological process: negative regulation of MAPK cascade; protein dephosphorylation.
AUGUCCUCGCGAGCCCCUCUCGGCGCACGGCGUGCACGGCCCCCGGCCCUCGCCCUCGCCUCGUCCACAAAGCGGCCCCUCCCCUCCGUCCUCCAGCUCGACAUCCCCGCCGCCGACGACCCCGACGACCCCGACGACGACGACGACCCCCUCCGCUUCCCCUCGCCGUCCCCCACGUCCCCCGCCUACGCCACCCCCAUCUACGACCCCCGCCUCGACCUCGACUCCGCCGUCGCCCACGACGACCUCAUCAAGGACUUUGCCGUCGUCGAGCAGCUCCGCCGCAGCGUCCAGAAAAACCUCCGCCUCCGCCCCAUCCGCGCCCCGACCCCCCCGCUCUCCCCCUCCGCCUACGCCUCCGCCACCACCACCCGCCCGCUCUCGUCCUCCUCCACCUGGUCCGACUACAGCCAGCAGCCCUCCGCCAGCCCCAGCUCCAGCGUCUACUACACCCCCAUAUCCGACCCCCCGACCCGCUCCCCGCCCACCAGCGCCCACUACAUCGGCCCCGGUGCCUUCGAGAUACAGCACCCGGAGCGCCCCCGCAGCCCCGCCCGCCCCCGCGACCCCGCCUCCCUCGCACGAGCCCUCGCCGCCGACCCACCGCGCCGCCCCCUCCUCCUCGACACCCGCCCCGUCGCCGCCUACCUCGCCUCCCGCAUCACCCACAGCAUCAACCUCGCCAUCCCCUCCCUCAUCCUCAAGCGCCUCCGCAAGCCCGCAGGCGGCUUCCAAGCCCUCGACGCCCUCCGCCCCUUCAUCACCACAGAGCAGGGCAAGGACACAUGGGACCACCUCAUGCGCCCCGCCGGCCCCUGGGACGGCGACGUCGUCAUAUACGACGACGAGAUGAACGAGCGCGACAGGCCCGCCGCCCAGACAACCGCCUGGGCCCUCCUCCCCGUCGUCGACCCCCUCCUCUUCCAGGGCUCCGCGGACUACCUCCAGGGCGGCCUCCGCGCCGCCCUCGCCCACCCCGACCUCUCGCGCUUCGUCACCUCGGGCGAGCACGACCGCGACCCACAACCGCAUGACGCCCCCGCCCUCGCCCUCGCCCCCGCCCAGUCGCCCCAGCCCCCACCCCCACCAAAACCCGCAAAGAAGGGCCUCGGCCUCGCCCAACUCGACACCACCUCCGCCUCAAAACACACCCCGCUCCCCGAGCUCGAGCGCAGCGCCGGCGCGUCCCCGCUCCCCAUGAUGAUGGGCUCCUGGAACAUCAGCGACCUCUCGCCCUCCCCGCCCCCCUCCCAGUCCGUCUUCCCCCGCCCCCCGCCCCCGCGCCGCCCGAGCCUCUCCGCUCUCCGCCGCAUCGACACCAGGUCCGCAGAGCGCCUCCACCCUGGCGGCGGCCCCGCGCUCCCCAAGCUCCAGGUCCGCACCGUCCCGCUGCGCUCCGCGACGCUCGCCGCGCCCCCCAUGAACGGCGCCUGGCCGAGCUCUCCGCGCGCGCACUCGCCGUCCCACCUCACGCUCGUGCACUCCAACCACACCCCGCCCGGCUCCGCGCGCCUCUACCCCCCGCCGCCGCCGCCGCCGCACUCGCCCGCCUUCGCCGCCUCGUCCGAGUUCCUCCUGCCCCCGUCCCCGUCGUACCCCGCCCACCCGCGCACCCCGCGCACCCCGACCACCCCAACGGGCCUCCCCCCGUCCCCGCGCACCGCGCGCCCGGACUUUGACGCCCUCGCCCUCGCGUCCGCCGCCGCGGCGCCCGCGCCCUCGCCGGCCUCGUCGUCGUCGCUCUCGUCGCUCUCGUCGGGGGAGGGCGACGCGCUGCCGGCGUUCACCAUCUCGACGAUCCUCCCGCACUUCCUGUUCCUCGGGCCGGAGAUCACGGCCGAGGCGCACGUCGCUGCGCUGCGCGCGCUCGGCGUGCGGCGCAUCGUGAACAUCGCGGCGGAGUGCGACGACGACCGCGGGCUGCGCCUGCGCGAGCGCUUUGAGCGCUACGUGCGCAUCCCGAUGCGCGAUACGGUCGAGGAGGAGAACAUCACGCGCGGCGUGCGCGAGGUGUGCGAGAUCCUCGGUGAGCGCGCCCACCCACACUCUCUCCGACGUGACCGUGCUCUGACCGCGCGCGCCCGCGCCCGCGUAGACGACGCGAGCCUGCACUCGUCGCCGACGUACGUGCACUGCAAGGCGGGCAAGUCGCGCUCCGUGACGGCGGUGAUGGCGUACCUGAUCCACGCGAACCACUGGACGCUCUCGCGCGCGUACACUUUCGUGCUCGAGCGCCGGCGCGGCAUCUCGCCCAAUAUCGGCUUCGUGUCCGAGCUCAUGAACUUCGAGGAGCAGGAGCUCGGCGGCAAGUCCGUCGGCGUCGUCAAGCCCGAGCCCGCGCCCGAGCCGGACGCCGACGCCGCCGGUGCGAGCGAGGACGCUGCGCCCGGUGGGGGUGGGGGAGGAGGAGGGGGAGGGGCGAAGCAGGGGAAUUACACGGUCGCGGUGGUGGGUGCGCGCCGGACGGCGCAUAUGCGCGAGAGCCUGCCGCCGGCGUUCACGGGGGGCGUGGGCGUCGAGGCGCUGUCGCAGGGCGUCGGGGACGUGGGGCAGGAGACGGAGAUCCGGGACGCGUCGGGGCGCUAUCGGCACCUCAGGCGCGCGCCGGUGGACGAGAACACGCUGCAGCCGAUGCGCCGCGUGAGCAAGGCGGGGCUGGAGACGGCGCUUGCGCUUGGGUCGUGA